Molecule: messenger RNA, 2426 nt
Organism: Suillus discolor
Lineage: Eukaryota; Fungi; Basidiomycota; Agaricomycetes; Boletales; Suillaceae
Exons: 9
Coding region: 274-2271 (665 amino acids)
Molecular function (GO): protein binding
Source: RefSeq, a predicted model, not a curated record
AGAAAUGUAUACAACGAUCCUGUGACUGCGUCCAUUUUCUCCUUCGUUCAGCUCUUAACUUCUUUUGGUUUCUUUUUUCUUUUACAGUUUUUUGUUUUCUUCCGGGGCCGGCCCACAUUGAUCAGAAUUCCCUAGUAGUAUAUCGCUUCUUAUUUUCAUUCCUUGUCCUUCCGUUGCAACCUUCCAGGCAGGUACUUUGUUGCUGCGCAUCUGUUUCAAAAGACUCGUUUGCGUCUGGCACGCUUUUUGUACCUCCACAUUACCCUGAACACCAUGGCUACAUCGUUGAAAGCAGAGCUGGAGAUAUGGGCAGCAGCUUUGAAGGCGUAUGACGAGCAGGAUUUCGAGAAGGCCCUGGAUUCAUUUUCGCGCAUUGCGGAUUCCUCCAAAAUCCUCACAAACAUGGGCCUGAUUUAUGCCACGAUUGGUGAGCAUGAGGCUGCAGUCGAGCAAUUCAUGGCUGCUACAGCUCUUGAUCCGUUCCUUGCUAUUGCCUACUUUCAAUGCGGGGUGUCUAACUUUUUGCUGAGCCGAUACGAUAUUGCUUUGCAAAACUUUAAUGAUGCGCUACUCUAUCUUCGUGGAAACCAAGCCAUUAACUAUGCACAAAUUGGCCUCAAAUUCAAACUGUUCUCACCUGAGGUGCUCUUCAACAAAGGUCUUUCUCAAAUCUACCUUGGCUACCCGACCGAGGGGCUAGCUGAGAUGCAGAAUGCGCGCAAUAUGAAGGUGACCGAAGAUCACGACGUAAUUGACGAUGCCAUUAAAGAUCGUGGAGAGGGAUAUACGGUCUUUAGUAUUCCUGUUGGCGUGCUGUACCGCCCGUCAGAGAAUAAGCUCAAAAAUUCCAAAAGUAAAGACUAUCUUGGGAAGGCGAAACUUGUUGCAGCAUCAGACGCCACUGAUGCGUUCACUGAAUUCACUGGCGUCAAGAAACUCAAGGAGGACCGUGAGAAAGCAAAAGAAAGAGAUGACGACGAUGGGUUGAGGAGAAGUGCAACUGUUCCCCCGCCACGUACCGAACCCGUUGACCGGCCUAGUGUUGAGCGCUCUAAAACAACGAUCGCGGGUCUGAGGUCCACCCCGGCCUUCCCAUCUACUGCUGGUAUGGCACUUGCCCUGCCCUCCACAUCAGGUUUGUCGAGGAGCAACACUGCCGCACCUGCGAGCAUCAACAUUUCUACUUUCGCUUCUAGUCGCCCUUCAACCGACGAUGCACCUGCCCUGUCACCCACGUCACCUUUGGCGAGGAAUAACCUUGUUGCACCUUCCCGCAGCAACACUACUAUUCGUCCCAUGGCCCCUUCAGGCGUGGCUGUAUCAAGAGGACUGACUACAAGGACAAAAGAACCUCUGCCUAGCCAGCUUGUCAAUCAAUCUGGAGGCCUCUUCCAACCCCCAUUUGCGUCACAAUACUAUCCUGAUCCACCGCAGGUGCCGAAACAAUACCCACAGCAGCUAAAUCAAACCCAGCCGCUGCAGCCACGCAAUCAGAACCAACAAUCUCAGCCGUACCAAACCCAGACCCUUCCUGACAAUGGAUAUCAGGUUCCGCCAUCUAGUCUCCAGCCUGGUGUUGCUGUACCAAAGGUGCCAUUCGUGCUCCGCGCCGCUCCCCCUCCCCAAGAGGCAUCGGCUCGACAGCUAAAUUUCCUUGAUGACUACAUUGAUUCCUAUACCGAAGAUUUUCCACGUUCUGUCGUGCAAGAAUCGCUACCCAAUAAGGACGUGGAUCGCGUGGUAUUGUGGCCUCAGGGAAGUUCGCAGUCAAGUCCAGGGACUAUGGUUACUGGCUCGAUGAUUCAGCGGAUACCCUCACGCAAUGAGCUCGGCAACAAGGGACCCUUGAACUCCGAGACGCCAAGCGCUGUCAAUAUCUCCCGCGUCGGUGGGGGAAGCAUGCGUCGGAAACCAAACAGACGAACGACGCAGAGGCGGCCAAAGGCAGCGUACGAGGAAGAGGAGGGGUAUGUGAGUGAGGAGUAUGAUGAUUCCUAUGAAUUGUCAAAUAUCCGUGUGAAGUUGCAUUACCAAGGCGAUGUGCGUGGAAUGAUGCUGAUGCCCGACACGUCAUUCGAAGAAUUCGUCGAGCGCGUGACGAGCAAGUUUGGCACUACUAUGGAUGGUCUGGGUCUCAAAUUCAACGAUGAAGAUGAUGUGAAAGUGACCUUGAGAGACGGUAGUGAUUAUGAACUUGCCAUCGAGACUGCACGAGCGAACCUGAAGGGGAGGAGUGAGGGGAAGCUGGAGAUUUGGUGCACGGAUAUGUGAGACUAAUGCGCUGACUCUCACUUGCGUUUUAGCUCUCUGCGGAUGAAUUUAUCUUUAAUUUUGGAGGACGUGUGUCGUAUUCUUAAAUAAUGUUUCGCUGUUGUACACAAUAUUAUCCUGGUUGAUAAUCGAAUAGGAGCUUGUCUCGACUUGUG